This is a messenger RNA of Varanus komodoensis (Komodo dragon), 1209 nucleotides long. RefSeq names its product gamma-aminobutyric acid type A receptor subunit gamma2 (gene GABRG2). Gene Ontology annotation, biological process: nervous system process; regulation of postsynaptic membrane potential; monoatomic ion transmembrane transport. The transcript is spliced from 9 exons. The record is from RefSeq and is a predicted model, not a curated record. The coding region runs from base 16 to 1209 and encodes 397 amino acids. NCBI's taxonomy places the organism in Eukaryota, Metazoa, Chordata, Lepidosauria, Squamata, Varanidae. Gene Ontology annotation, cellular component: GABA-A receptor complex; postsynapse; synapse. Gene Ontology annotation, molecular function: GABA-A receptor activity; benzodiazepine receptor activity; GABA-gated chloride ion channel activity.
GUUAUUCACACAGAUAUGUAUGUCAAUAGCAUUGGUCCGGUAAAUGCGAUCAAUAUGGAAUACACCAUAGAUAUAUUUUUUGCCCAAACCUGGUAUGACAGACGGCUAAGGUUCAACAGCACGAUCAAAGUGCUGCGGCUGAACAGCAACAUGGUGGGGAAGAUCUGGAUCCCUGACACAUUCUUCCGCAACUCCAAAAAAGCUGAUGCUCAUUGGAUAACAACACCCAAUCGGAUGCUUCGGAUCUGGAAUGAUGGCAGAGUGCUAUAUACACUUAGGCUGACAAUAGAUGCUGAGUGUCAGCUACAGCUGCACAACUUCCCAAUGGAUGAACAUUCUUGUCCACUGGCAUUUUCAAGCUAUGGCUACCCGAAGGAAGAAAUUAUCUAUAUGUGGAAGCGCAGUUCAGUGGAAGUGGGAGAUACAAGGUCCUGGAGGCUCUAUCAGUUCUCAUUUAUUGGGCUCAGAAAUACAACAGAAGUGGUGCCAACUACUUCAGGAGAUUAUGUCGUCAUGGCAGUCUACUUCGAUCUAAGCCGAAGGAUGGGCUACUUCACAAUUCAGACCUACAUCCCCUGCACGCUCAUUGUGGUGCUAUCCUGGGUCUCCUUUUGGAUUAAUAAAGAUGCGGUUCCAGCCAGAACAUCCUUAGGUAUUACAACUGUCCUGACAAUGACCACUCUCAGUACGAUUGCUCGCAAAUCUCUCCCAAAGGUCUCUUAUGUCACAGCAAUGGAUCUCUUUGUCUCAGUUUGCUUCAUUUUUGUUUUUUCUGCACUGGUGGAGUAUGGGACCCUGCAUUAUUUUGUCAGUAACAGAAAGCCAAGCAAGGAUAAAGACAAAAAGAAGAAAAACCCUCUUCUUCGGAUGUUUUCAUUCAAGGAGUGUUUAGUAGCAAAGCCCAUUAUAGAGACCCACCUAACCUAUGAUCAAGCACCUACAAUUGAUAUCCGCCCAAGAUCAGCUACUAUUCAGAUAAACAAUACUACACACCUCCAAGAACGGGAUGAAGAAUACGGCUACGAAUGUCUCGAUGGCAAGGACUGUGCAAGCUUUUUCUGCUGCUUCGAGGAUUGCCGGACGGGAGCAUGGCGACAUGGAAGAAUACAUAUCCGCAUUGCCAAAAUGGACUCGUAUGCCCGCAUCUUCUUCCCAACUGCCUUCUGUUUGUUUAACCUGGUCUACUGGGUAUCCUACCUUUACCUUUAA